GGGAGCAGAAUGGAUUUCAGAGUCUAGAGAACGGCACCAUGCUGCUGCAGUCUUGCUAACAAAUGAGUCUUUUGUAGUUUAGUUGCAUAGAUUCGUUUAGAAGCUUGCAGGAUUAAAGCAAAAAUGUAUCGACAUUUUGCUGCAGUUUUUUGCUUGGCUUUAGUUUUGUUUCCCAGGACGUGCACGUCGUGUCCCACACAAUGUAGCUGCUUCUACCACAAGUUAAGCGACGGAUCCAAAGCAAGGAGUGUUCUCUGCAACGACCCGCAGAUUACCAGCGUUCCUCCGAAUUUCCCCUCUGACACUUCCAAACUACGCAUAGAGAAGACGGCGAUAACGCGGAUUGCCAGCAACAGCUUCCACUACCUCAGCAACAUGGAGUUCCUGUGGAUGUCCUUUAAUUCGUUAAACAGUCUGAAUACGGAGAGUUUCCGGGGUCUUACGAAUCUCGAUGAGCUCCGGCUAGACGGAAACACCCUCACCUCCUUUCCCUGGGAGUCCCUGACUGACAUGCCCAACCUGAGGCUCCUUGACCUGCACAACAACAAGAUCACGGUGAUCCCACCUGAGGCCAUCUUGUACAUCAAGAACAUCACCUAUCUGGAUUUAUCGAGCAACAGUUUAGCCACAGUUCCCACCAACAUUCUCUCCAUGUGGCUAAAUGUCAGGCCGCAGCAGGACAGUGAUUCUGGCAAACUGAUUCUAGGGCUGCAUGACAACCCAUGGCUUUGCGACUGCCGGUUGUACGAUCUGGUGCAGUUCCAGAAGUCACCGUCGUCGACGGUUGCCCUUGUAGACACCAGGUUGAAGUGCGCCGACCCCGAAAGCUUGUCCGGAGUUCUGUUCACUGAGGCCGAGCUGCAGAGGUGUCAGGGUCCACGGGUCCACACUGCGGUAGCGCGAGUCCGUAGCUCCUUGGGCAACAAUGUCCUCCUGCGUUGCGGCACAAUGGGAGUCCCCAUCCCUGAGCUUUCAUGGACGCGAGCUGAUGGCAAAAAAAUAAAUGGAACCAUUCAGCAGGAAAUAUCCAAGGAGGGGAUCAUUUGGUCCAUUCUGAGCGUCCCCGCUGUCUCCUUUCGAGAUUCCGGAAAGUAUAUCUGCAAAGCCACCAACUUCGUCGGUACCGCCGAUGCGCUCAUCUCUUUGGUGAUCACAGAUUCAUUCAGGUCAGAGGAAGCCGCCGGUGGAUCGUCGAAAAGAAACAAAGGGAAGAAAUCGGGUGGUAUGGGAAGAGCUGCAUACCAGGAGAAACUUGUUGCCAGAUAUGUUCCUCCUUCCCCCACCUUUGCUCCCCAACCCAUAAUCGAGCCUCUGAACACCAAGAGUGUCACUGGGAAGUACGAGAUUGAGAGCUACAGCAUCUCAGAUGAGGCUACUCGACGACGAAGCGGAGCGUCCGACUCGCAGAAGCCCGCGGGAGACAGCAAGGAGGCUUUGAGUAACCUCGCUGCCAACGCUUCUUCUUUACAGCAGGCUCCCGAGAAACGGAUAGUGCGUUCAGUGAAGGUGAUUGGCGACACGGACCACACUGUUUCUCUCAACUGGAGAGCCCCAACAGCAACCAACACCACUGAGUUCAGUGUCCUCUAUGCUAUUUUUGGAGAGAGGGACAUGCGGCGCAUCAACGUCGGAGCCGGGAAAAACCGAAUCACCAUCGACGGCCUCGUACCAAAGACCAAGUACAUCGCCUGUGUCUGCGUCAAAGGCCUGAUCCCGAAAAAGGAACAAUGUGUAAUCUUCUCAACGGAUGAGGCGGCUAGUGCCAGUGGCACUCAGAAGCUAAUUAAUGUGGUGGUGAUUACAGUAGCGUGUGUGAUUGCUGUCCCCUUGACUCUGAUCGUGUGCUGCGGCGCCAUAAAGAAGCGCUGCCAGAAGCUCCUAGGUCGACAGUCCAAGGAGAUUCAGGACUCCUAUGUCACUUUUGAGACCCUUGGACCUGCAGGAAAAGUUAAAGGGAUGGAGGGCGAGUACCUGACCAGGCUGAACCCAGACGAGUCCAACAGGCUGCUCUCAGCCAGGUCAAGUGUGGACUCGGAGGCCACAGCCAGGACUGAGGGGCCGCCCAGUGAGUACUUCUGCUGAAACCCCACAAAUGCCUCAACUUCCAGAGGAUGCACCGUGUUCUGUAGCGGCCCCGGACCAGUACACCGUUCCCUGCUGGGGGCCAUCCACAACAUCUGUCUGCAUUGGAUGGAAGAAAUCAUAACCAGCCUUGUGGAAUCAAACAGUCACCGUUGUUUUGGUUGGAGAGAAUUAAGGGAAAACACACAACGUGACAGGACUGGGUUUGAUGUGUGUAAAUGUUAUUUUUGAAUGCAUGACUGCACUUUGAUAAGGACAAUGUUAGAGAGGUGUGUUCUCGAAUGUUGCUCUUGAAGUAGGUUACAACAAAAAAGAAACCCAGUCAAACAAACACGUCAUGUCCACCUCUGCACUGUGUUAUCAUCUUUACCCAAAACUUGAUCUAGUUUUAGACACAGCCUAGCUAGUAUCCAUGUCUGUCUAUAUGUGCCAGGUUAACUGACUGUUUGAAGAUAUAUUUGUUUUAUAAUAUGUGAAUAUAUGUGACCUGAAACAAAUAUUGAUGAAUGGAAAUAAAUAUUUUUCUAUUGAUGAA
Synchiropus splendidus (mandarinfish) is the source of this 2617-nucleotide messenger RNA. It is a transcript of the gene lrit1b, whose product is annotated as leucine-rich repeat, immunoglobulin-like and transmembrane domains 1b. The transcript has 4 exons. NCBI's taxonomy places the organism in Eukaryota, Metazoa, Chordata, Actinopteri, Syngnathiformes, Callionymidae. The record is from RefSeq and is a predicted model, not a curated record. Gene Ontology annotation, molecular function: protein binding. Gene Ontology annotation, cellular component: endoplasmic reticulum membrane. The coding region runs from base 124 to 2082 and encodes 652 amino acids.